This is a messenger RNA of Rhineura floridana, 2128 nucleotides long. It is a transcript of the gene IMPDH2, whose product is annotated as inosine monophosphate dehydrogenase 2. Gene Ontology annotation, cellular component: cytoplasm. Gene Ontology annotation, molecular function: IMP dehydrogenase activity. The record is from RefSeq and is a predicted model, not a curated record. The coding region runs from base 233 to 1849 and encodes 538 amino acids. Gene Ontology annotation, biological process: GTP biosynthetic process. The transcript has 15 exons. NCBI's taxonomy places the organism in Eukaryota, Metazoa, Chordata, Lepidosauria, Squamata, Rhineuridae.
AGGAGCGAGCUACGUCACGCAAGGAGGGCGGGUUUAUCUCGCGCCAGGCGCUCUAGUCUCUUGCGGCGCCUACGCUUGAUUCUUUCUCAGCGAGAGCGCGUGGACGGCGCGCGAGCUUAGCUCGGCAGGCGAGUGUGUGGUUGGUUGGGGAGGCGGCAGAAGAAAGGAAACCUCGCGCCCGCGCUCUUUCUGCUCUGUGGGGGUACCGGACGAGACGCACGCACGCAGAGCUAUGGCCGAUUAUCUGAUCAGCGGCGGCACCGGCUACGUGCCUGACGACGGACUCACGGCGCAGCAGAUGCUCAACUGUGGAGAUGGGCUCACCUACAAUGACUUCCUUAUACUCCCUGGCUAUAUAGAUUUUACUGCAGACCAGGUGGAUCUAACUUCUGCUCUGACCAAGAAGAUAACCUUGAAGACUCCCUUGGUAUCCUCCCCUAUGGACACUGUAACAGAGGCCAGCAUGGCCAUUGCAGUGGCGCUCACAGGUGGAAUUGGAUUCAUUCAUCAUAAUUGUACCCCAGAAUUCCAGGCCAACGAAGUACGGAAAGUUAAGAAAUACGAACAAGGAUUUAUCACAGACCCAGUAGUGCUGAGCCCCAAAGAUCGUGUCCGAGAUGUUUUUGAAGCAAAAGCCCGUCAUGGAUUCUGCGGCAUCCCUAUAACAGACAAUGGGAAGAUGGGCAGCCGACUCAUGGGGAUUAUCUCUUCCCGAGACAUUGACUUCUUGAAAGAGGAAGAGCACGACUUGCCUCUCAGUGAGAUCAUGACCAAGCGGGAAGACCUUGUUGUAGCACCCGCAGGAGUUACAUUAAAAGAAGCCAAUGAAAUCUUGCAGAGGAGUAAAAAAGGGAAAUUGCCAAUCGUUAAUGAAAAUGGGGAGUUGGUGGCCAUAAUUGCUCGCACAGAUCUGAAGAAGAACCGGGACUACCCACUCGCAUCCAAAGAUACCAAGAAGCAGCUGCUCUGUGGAGCUGCCAUUGGGACCCACGAAGAUGACAAAUACCGCCUUGACUUGCUGGUGCAGGCUGGUGUGGAUGUUGUUGUGCUGGAUUCUUCUCAGGGAAAUUCCAUUUUCCAAAUCAGCAUGAUCAGAUAUAUCAAGGAGAAAUACUCUGAGCUGCAGGUCAUUGGAGGAAACGUGGUGACGGCAGCUCAGGCAAAGAACUUGAUCGACGCUGGGGCUGAUGCCCUGAGAGUUGGCAUGGGCAGUGGCUCCAUUUGCAUCACGCAAGAAGCUGCUCCAAAGAUCCCUCCAGACCUAAAGUCCCACAGCCCCAAAUGCCCUUCCACAGUCACUGGCACCUAUAUCUUAGCAUGCGGAAGGCCUCAGGCCACAGCUGUCUACAAAGUGUCUGAGUAUGCCCGGAGGUUUGGUGUGCCGGUGAUUGCGGAUGGCGGUAUCCAGACUGUUGGACACAUUGCCAAGGCUCUCGCACUUGGUGCUUCCACAGUGAUGAUGGGCUCCCUUCUGGCUGCCACAACUGAAGCCCCUGGGGAGUAUUUCUUUUCUGAUGGGAUCAGGCUGAAAAAAUACCGGGGCAUGGGGUCGCUUGAUGCCAUGGACAAGAACCUGGGCAGCCAGAACAGAUACUUCAGUGAGACAGAUAAAAUUAAAGUGGCACAGGGGGUCUCCGGUGCUGUGCAAGACAAGGGCUCCAUCCACAAGUUUGUGCCAUACCUGAUUGCUGGCAUCCAGCACUCCUGCCAAGAUAUUGGUGCAAAGAGCCUAACGCAAGUAAGGGCCAUGAUGUAUUCUGGAGAGCUGAAAUUUGAAAAGAGGACAUCAUCUGCGCAAGUGGAAGGAGGGAUACAUGGCCUCCACUCAUAUGAAAAACGCCUUUUCUGAUGACGGUCCCUUGCAUCUUUCCAGAGCCUCGUUUUUGCCCUAUGGUCCCUGGCCUACGCUGCCAAGAUCAUGCACUGCUCCCUUCACAGAAGUGCCAUUUUGCUGGAGGGGUGGAGCGUAUUGCAGCAUCCACUGCAUUAUCAGCUGCUUUGACCAAGGGCUGAAGAUAACGCAUCAGCCUAUUCCAGAAGUAGCGUCAGCAGAAUGAGGCUCUUGAGAGGGGCCGUGUAUAUAUGUUUUUUACAAUAAAACAGAGGAGAGAGGGCCUCUUCAAACUUU